AGAAACUAUCAUAUCAGAAUAUAUGCUGAAGAUGAUGACUUUACAUCUACUUUGAAACGUCCAUAUAUGGAAACAGUGGAAGAAUUGAUCAAGUAUUUGAAAGGAAGAUAUUCAUUGACAGGUGAUUAUAAAAUGAGUUUGAGAGUUGGUAAAGUUACCAAGAAGUUGGAAUGGAAUCAAAAGCCAAUCAAGAUUCAAACUAAUUUGUUGUUGUUGUCUGGGUUUUUAGAAACUGAUAGAUUAGAUGAGGUUGGUAGAGACGAUUUGAGUUAUUUGUUCAAGUUCAUUUUGCACCAUGAUGUUUUGAAACAGUUAAGCCCAUCAGAAGAGGAAUAUAUCAGUAGGGAUUUGGUUCAUGUUAACCUUAAGAGUAAAGAUUUGCAAAAAAUUCCUGCUUUAUGCUAUUCAUCAAAAGUUCAAAGUUUGGAUGUUUCAAAUAAUGGUGAUAUAACAUUACCUUCAGAUUUCUUUCAAACUACAAAUAGUCAAUUGAGUAGUUUAAGAAUGGUGAAUAUCAGAGCAAAACUUUUUCCUCAAAAUGUGGUUUUUGCUAGAGAGCUGGUCUCUUUGGAUUUGGAAAGAAACUUCAUUAUGAAUGUGCCACAAGAAUUGUCACGUUUGAAAAAUUUGUCAAUUUUGACCUUAAGAUGUAAUAAGAUUAAUUCAUUGCCUGAAUUGCCACCAAAUUUAAAAAUUUUGGAUAUAAGUUCUAAUGAAUUUGAAGAUUAUCCAGAAAGUGUUAACAAAUUAUCUAAUUUACUUCAAUUGGAUUUAUCAUACAACAAAUUGAAAAACUUGCCAGAAUCAAUCAACAAUUUGAAAUCAGUCAAAAAGAUCAAUAUAUCAAGUAAUUAUUUAACAUAUGUUGAUAUCAAUUUACAAAACUUGAGAACCUUAAACUUGAGAUACAAUGACAUCACUGAAAUACAUUUGCAUGAUAGUAACAUUGAAAAUUUAUAUUUGACCAAUAACAACAUCUCAAAUAUUGCUGAUCCAUUAACACAGAUGAAAGCUGUUGAUUUACAACAAAAUCCUGUGACACAGUUAAACAUGUUGAGUCAUAAUUUAGCAUCAUUAACAUUAUCAAAGGCUAAAUUGACCUCUUUACCAACAGUCAUUUUGUCAUUCUCAAAGCUUGAAAAGUUGGAAUUGAGUAAAAAUGCAUUACGUGAACUACCAGUUGCUAUCAAUACAUUAACAAAUUUGAAAGAUUUAUCAAUAUUCAGUAAUAAUUUGGAAAUAUUACCAGAUUUAUCACCAUUAACAAAAUUGAAAAAUUUAGAUGUUCAUGAUAAUAAUUUGAAAUCUAUUUUUGAUUUUUCAUUUAUUGAAAGUGUCAAUCUUUCUUCAAAUUUGAUUUCAGAGUUCCCACAGCCAAUGCAUGAUAAGGUUGUUUAUUUAUCAGCUGCUGACAAUCAAUUGACUGAUGAUUGUUUCUAUGCCAUUAGGAAUUAUGAUAAUUUGAAAGUUUUAUCGUUGGCUUACAAUAGAUUGGUGGAUAUACCAACAGGUACCCUUGGUAAAACAACAUCCAUCGAUCAAUUAUACUUGUCAGGAAAUGCAUUAAGUACAUUACCUGAAGAUUUUGAAGAUAUUUCAACACUAAGGGUGUUGUGCUUGAACGGGAAUAGAUUCCGUACAUUACCUGCUGAUUUGAGUCAACUUUAUAACUUAGAAGUUAUUGAUGUUGGUUCAAAUGAACUAAAAUAUAAUACUUCAAAUAGCAGAUAUGAAUGGAACUGGAAAUCUAAUAUCAAUUUGAGAUAUUUGAAUCUUUCUGGUAACAAAAAAUUAGAAAUCACAGAGGAUUUAAAUCUACCAAGACUGAGAUUAUUAGGUUUGAUGGAUUUAACAUUAACAACGCAAUCUAUGCCAGAUGAAUCAAUUGAUAUCAGAGUUCGUACAACACCAAGUACUAUUGGAAAUAUGUCUUACGGUAUCUCUGAUAGGGUCAAUAAACACAUUUUAGCUAGAGAUUCAGUUUUUGAAAAAAUAGCUGGUGGUACUUUAAUUGGUUUAUUUGAUGGUAUUUAUUCAGGAAAGAUUUCACAUCUUAUCAGAGAAAAUUUCCAUAAAAUUUUUGAAAAAGAAUUAGGGAAAUCAGAUAUUGUCACUGCCCUAAGACAUACUUUUUUGGCUUUAAAUCAAGUCAUUAAUCAUUCUGAUUUGAACUCAGAAGAUGGUUUAACAGGUUCCAGUGCUACUGUUCUCUAUAUUAAGGAGAAAAAGAUUUACACUGCAAAUAUUGGUGAUUCCACAGCAAUGUUGGCAAAGACAGAUGGUAGUUUCACAUUUUUAACAGUUAAUCAUCAACCUUCAAGUGUUGUUGAAUUUGAAAGAAUUAGAACUAGUGGUGGUUUUGUUUCAAAUAACGAUAAAUUGGAUGGUGUUUCGAAAGUUUCGAGAGCUGCUGGGUUUUCAGAUCUUUUACCACAUAUACACUCAGGUCCAGAUAUAAGUGAAGUCAAUUUCCAUGAUGAGGUUUUAGUGUUGGGAACAAAAGAAUUGUUCGACUAUUUACCAACUAAAACAAUUGGUGAUAUUGUUAGAGAAAGUGACAAUCCAAUGGUUACAGCUGAAAAAUUGAGAGAUUACGCUAUUUCAUAUGGUUGUACCUCAAAGUGCACAGCAAUUGUCAUAAGUAUGACGAAGGCUAAGAAGAGAUUACAACCAGCUGUCAAGCAACAAGUUGAAGAUUCUAAUUUGAGAAGAUUAAAGCCUGAAAUCCAGCCCCCUGUUGGUGAAUUGGCUAUGGUUUUUACUGAUAUCAAAAACUCAACAUUAUUAUGGGAAAAUUAUCCAUUAGCUAUGAGAUCUGCAAUUAGAACCCAUAAUGAUAUUAUGAGACGUCAAUUACAUAUUGUUGGUGGUUAUGAGGUUAAGACAGAAGGUGAUGCUUUCAUGGUUUCUUUCCCAACUGUCCCUGCAGCUAUGAUUUGGUGUUUCAAUGUUCAACAACAAUUGUUACAAGAAGAGUGGCCAGCUGAAAUUACACAAAGUGAAGAAGGUCGUGAAUUGAAAGAUUCAAGUGGAAAAGUCAUUUACAAAGGUUUAUCUGUUCGUAUGGGUAUUCAUUGGGGUACACCUGUGUGUGAACCUGAUAUCAUCACAAGAAGAAUGGAUUAUUUUGGUCCUAUGGUUAACAAGACCGCAAGAGUUUGUGCUGUUGCAGAUGGUGGUGAAAUCACUUUGACAUUGGAUUGUUUGACUGAGAUCAAGAGAAUUGAAGCAGCACAUAGAUUAGUUAUUGCUGGUGCUACUCUUGAACAAGCAUUUGGUCCUUCUGAUAUGGCUGAAAAGUUGAAUAAUGAAAUGGCCAUUCUGUUGAAUAUUGGUUGGAGAGUUGAACCAAUGGGAAAAGUUCAAUUGAAAGGGUUGGAAACAGAGGAGGAAAUUUCAUUACUUUUCCCAAGCCAAUUAGAAUCAAGAUAUGGAUUCCAACGUAAACCAGAUUUGACAACUGAAGAUAUUUACAAAUUGAGAGAUAUUACUUUGAAACUGGAUUACAUUUUGUCAAAAGUUUCUGGUGUCCAGCUCGAA
Messenger RNA from Hansenula anomala, 3540 nucleotides. RefSeq names its product adenylate cyclase (gene CYR1). Gene Ontology annotation, molecular function: protein binding. Gene Ontology annotation, biological process: cyclic nucleotide biosynthetic process; intracellular signal transduction. Lineage: Eukaryota; Fungi; Ascomycota; Saccharomycetes; Phaffomycetales; Wickerhamomycetaceae. The annotation marks the transcript as partial. The transcript has a single exon. The record is from RefSeq and is a predicted model, not a curated record.